This is a messenger RNA of Jaculus jaculus (lesser Egyptian jerboa), 2896 nucleotides long. RefSeq names its product neural precursor cell expressed, developmentally down-regulated 9 (gene Nedd9). NCBI's taxonomy places the organism in Eukaryota, Metazoa, Chordata, Mammalia, Rodentia, Dipodidae. Gene Ontology annotation, cellular component: cytoplasm; plasma membrane. Bases 82 to 2586 code for a protein of 834 amino acids. Gene Ontology annotation, molecular function: protein binding. The transcript is spliced from 7 exons. Gene Ontology annotation, biological process: cell surface receptor protein tyrosine kinase signaling pathway; cell migration. The record is from RefSeq and is a predicted model, not a curated record.
CAAGGAGGAGAGCGGCCAGCAGAGGGAAAUCGUGGGAUCUUCGCCCUCGAGCACUGGCGCUCCCCCGCUCCUUCGGGGACCAUGUGGGCAAGGAAUCUUAUGGCAAGGGCCUUAUACGACAAUGUCCCGGAGUGUGCUGAGGAGCUGGCCUUCCGCAAGGGAGACAUCCUGACUGUCAUAGAGCAGAACACUGGGGGACUAGAAGGAUGGUGGCUGUGUUCCCUACAUGGUCGGCAAGGCAUUGUCCCUGGCAACCGGGUGAAGCUCCUGAUUGGUCCUGUGCAGGAGACACCUUCCAAUCAUGACCAGCCUACUCCUGGACCUGUACACCAGCCCUUUGGCCAACAGAAACUGUACCAAGUGCCAAACUCACAGGCAGCAUCUCGGGACACCAUUUACCAAGUGCCACCUGCCUUCCAGAAUCAGGGAAUUUACCAAGUACCCACUGGCCAUGGUACCCAACAACACGAUGUCUAUCAGGUGCCACCAUCAGUACAAAGAAACACGGGAAGCACCAGCGGGCCUCACAUAAGUAAAAAGGUGAUCACCCCCGUGCGGACAGGUCAUGGCUAUGUGUACGAGUACCCAUCCAGAUUCCAAAAGGAUGCCUAUGAUGUCCCUCCUUCCCAUGCUCAAGGGGUAUAUGACAUCCCUCCUUCAUCACUGAAAGGCCCUGUGUUUUCAGUUCCCGUGGGAGAGAUAAAACCUCAAGGGGUAUAUGACAUUCCCCCAGCCAAAGGGGUCUAUGCCACGCCACCGUCUGCUUCCCGAGAUGAAGCAGGGCUUAGGGAAAAGGAAUAUGAUUUCCCCCCUUCAAUGAUGAAACAAGCUGGAUGGCCAGAUGUCAGACCCGAGGGGGUUUAUGACAUCCCCCCAACAAGCACCAAGCCAGCGGGGAAGGACCCUCAUGUCAAAUACAGCUGUGACCUCCCCGGAGCAGGGGAAGCAGUGGCGCGAAGGCACCAGAGCGUGACCUCGCAUCCUCCGCCCGCACAGCUGGGGCAGUCGCCUAGCCCCCGGAAUGACGCUUACGAUAUCCCCCGGGGAGUUCAGUUUCUGGAGCCACCGGCCGAGACCAGCGAGAAAGCAAACCCCGAAGAGAGAGACGGUGUUUACGAUGUCCCCCUGCAUAACCCGGCAGAUGUCAAAGGCUCUCGGGACGUGGUCGAUGGCAUCAACCGCCUGUCUUUCUCCAGCACUGGCAGCACCAGGAGUAACAUGUCCACGUCCUCCACGUCCUCAAAGGACUCCUCACUGUCGGCCUCCCCAUGUCAGGACAAAAGGCUCUUCCUGGACCCAGACACAGCCAUCGAGAGGCUCCAUCGGCUGCAGCAGGCCCUGGAGCUGGGCGUGUGCAGCCUCCUGGCUCUGGUCACCACGGACUGGCGGUGCUACAGCUACAUGGAACGGCACAUCAACGAGAUCCGCGCUGCAGUGGACAAGGUGGAGCUGUUCUCGCGAGAGUACCUGCAUUUUUCCAAGGGAGCUCUAGCCAAUGCCUCCUGCCUCCCAGAAAUGGGCCUCCACAACAAAAUGAAGCGGGAGCUGCAGAGAGUGGAGGACUCCCACCAGAUUCUCAGCCAGACCAGCCAUGACUUGAACGAAUGCAGCUGGUCCCUGAACAUCUUGGCCAUCAACAAGCCCCAGAACAAAUGUGAUGACCUGGACCGGUUUGUGAUGGUGGCCAAGACGGUGCCUGACGAUGCCAAGCAACUGACCACCACCAUCAACACCAACGCCGAGGCCCUCUUCAGAGGCGUCCCUGGCAGUUCCCAUCUGAAGAAUGGGUCUGACACCAUCACGAACUCGAGCGAGUACCCACACACUGGCUCCCAGAUGCAGCCACUGCGUUCUGGUGACUACAAGGUUCAUACCCACAGCAAAACGUUGCCUCCCACCCCCGGCAAAGAGCAGCCGCCAGACUGUGGCAGCAGUGAUGGUUCUGAGAGAAGCUGGAUGGACGAUUAUGACUAUGUCCACCUACAGGGCAAGGAGGAGUUUGAGCGGCAACAGAAGGAGCUGUUGGAGAAGGAAAACAUCAUCAAAGAGAGCAGGACUCCCCUGGAACACCACCAGUUGAGUCAGUUCCAGCUGUUGGAACAGGAAAUCACCAAGCCCGUGGAGAAUGACAUCUCCAAGUGGAAGCCAUCCCAGAGCCUGCCCACGGCCCACGGCAGCGUGGGCGCUCAGGACCGCCAGCUGCUCUGCUUCUACUACGACCAGUGCGAGACGCAUUUCAUCUCCCUGCUCAACGCCAUCGACGCGCUCUUCAGCUGCGUCAGCUCCGCGCAGCCCCCGCGCAUCUUCGUGGCCCACAGCAAGUUUGUCAUCCUCAGCGCGCACAAACUGGUGUUCAUUGGGGACACGCUGACGAGGCAGGUGGCCGCCCAGGACAUUCGCAACAAGGUCAUGAACUCCAGCAACCAGCUCUGCGAACAGCUCAAGACCAUCGUUCUGGCCACCAAGAUGGCCGCCCUCCAUUACCCCAGCACAACCGCCCUGCAGGAGAUGGUGCACCAGGUGACAGACCUGUCCCGAAACGCCCAGCUCUUCAAGCGCUCCUUGCUGGAGAUGGCCACCUUCUGAGGACUACGGGAAGCCAAGGAGACUAAGCAAAGGGUCACUAAGGCAAACUGGAAAUACUAUCUGGUUUUUGUAAAUGCUAUCUAUUUUUGUAGAUAUUUUAUAUGAAAAUGAAAUAUUUUAACAUUUCAUGAGUGGGGCACAUUUCAUACAUUCAGGGAGCUAGAGAGGGAAAUCUCUGUGUGGUUCUUAGGUAUUCAAUUAAGUCUCUGAGACAUAAGCUGUACAGAAACUUGUCCGCGUGUCUGUGUGCUCAUUCGUGUUUGUACAUGUUUACCUGAUACAUUCCAUUAAAAACAUGAGUUAAGAAGCA